Aspergillus wentii DTO 134E9 is the source of this 1401-nucleotide messenger RNA. RefSeq names its product putative cytochrome P450. NCBI's taxonomy places the organism in Eukaryota, Fungi, Ascomycota, Eurotiomycetes, Eurotiales, Aspergillaceae. The record is from RefSeq and is a predicted model, not a curated record. Gene Ontology annotation, molecular function: heme binding; iron ion binding; monooxygenase activity. The transcript has 2 exons. Bases 1 to 1401 code for a protein of 466 amino acids.
AUGUCUUCGCCCAUUCCUCAGCCCCCAGGGCUUCCUAUUCUCGGGAAUAUCCGCGACCUCGAUCCCAGCAACGUAUGGGGUUCUUUGAACAAGCUAGCUGCGCAAUACCGCCCCAUUUUCAAGGUCAAGAUUCUGGGAAACCAGCUCGUCUUCGUCACAAGCGCCAAGCUCCUCGAGGAAAUUUGCGAUGAGACGCGUUUCCAAAAAUGCGUUAAAGGCCCGAUCGUCGAGGUCCGCCAGCUCGUCCACGACAGUCUUUUCACCGCGUACGCCCAUGAAGAAAGCUGGGGCAUCGCGCAUCGUAUCAUGCACCCCCUGGUGACCCCCCAAGCUGUCGAGCGGGAGUGUGGCGGCAUGCAGGAGACUGUGGUUGAGUUGAUCAAGAAAUGGACUGGCGGCGAUGGCACCAAGCAGCGCGUCAACGUCUCCAAUGACCUGGACCGACUCAACCACGCUGCCAACAUGCUUUGCUUCUUCAACCAGCGCGUUGACUGCAUCAACGGAGCCGAGCCUGCUGUGAUCAAGGCCAUGUCAGACACAACCUUUGAGUCUGUUCGUCGUCCCAACCGACUUCGUCUCGUCAACUGGCUCUUCUACAACCGCAGUUUCGACAAGAACAUCCGCAUCUGCCGUGACUACUGUGCCGACGUCAUCGCCCACCGUCGCGCCAACCCCACCGACAAGAAGGACAUGCUCCACGCAUUGCUCCACGGCAAGGACCCCGAGACCGGCGAGUCCCUCCCAGACAGCCGAGUCAUCGACGAGAUCAUCAACAUCUUCAUCGGCAGUGCCACUGCCCCCAACCUCCUCACCUUUGCCAUCUACUACCUCGCCAAGAACCCUCAAGAGAUCACCCGCGCCCGCGAGGAGCUCGACUCCGUCGUCGGUGGCCCCACCACCCCAAUUGAAUACUCUCACCUCUCCCAAUUACCCUACUGCGAGGCCAUCCUCCGCGAAUCCUUCCGUCUCUCCGCCACCGCUCCGGGUUUCAACAUCGAGCCCCUCCCCUCCACCGAAGGCCCCGUUCUCCUCGGCGGCGGCGAAUACGAGAUCCCCGCAAAACAGGCCAUGAUCGCCAUCCUGUCCGCCGUCAACCGCGAUCCCGAAGUCUUCGAGGACCCCGAAGCCUUCAAGCCCGAGCGCAUGGUUGGCGAGAAGUUCGACGCCCUCCCCAAGGGUGUCAAGAAGGGCUUCGGUAACGGCAAGCGUGAGUGCUUCGGCAAGCAGUACGCCUGGGACUGGUCAUUCCACACCCUGGCCACUCUCAUCAAGGAUGUGGACUUUGAGUUGGCCGACAAGAACUACACUUUCAGCAUGGAGGGAGACAACUACAACGGUGCUUUCAGCACGAAGCCUCUGAACAUGUUUGCUGUCACCAAGAGGAGGGAGGUUGCUGCUUAA